This is a messenger RNA of Apaloderma vittatum (bar-tailed trogon), 3860 nucleotides long. It is a transcript of the gene UPF1, whose product is annotated as UPF1 regulator of nonsense transcripts homolog (yeast). Lineage: Eukaryota; Metazoa; Chordata; Aves; Trogoniformes; Trogonidae. Gene Ontology annotation, biological process: nuclear-transcribed mRNA catabolic process, nonsense-mediated decay. Gene Ontology annotation, cellular component: cytoplasm. The annotation marks the transcript as partial. The transcript has 23 exons. The record is from RefSeq and is a predicted model, not a curated record. Gene Ontology annotation, molecular function: RNA binding; zinc ion binding; hydrolase activity.
GUUAAUGGACCUGAUGGCAUUCUGCAGAACGGAGCUGUGGAUGAUAAUGUGGCUAAAACCAGCCAGCUGCUGGCAGAGUUGAAUUUUGAAGAAGACGAAGAAGACACCUAUUACACAAAGGAUCUUCCAGUGCACGCUUGCAGUUACUGUGGUAUCCAUGACCCUGCUUGUGUGGUUUACUGUAACACAAGCAAGAAGUGGUUCUGUAAUGGACGUGGAAAUACAUCUGGCAGCCACAUUGUUAAUCACCUUGUGAGAGCGAAGUGCAAAGAGGUGACUCUCCAUAAAGAUGGGCCCCUAGGAGAGACUGUCUUGGAAUGCUAUAACUGUGGAUGUCGUAACGUGUUUCUCCUUGGCUUUAUUCCAGCUAAGGCAGACUCCGUGGUUGUUUUGCUGUGCAGGCAGCCAUGUGCCAGUCAGAGCAGUUUAAAGGAUAUUAAUUGGGACAGUUCACAGUGGCAGCCUCUCAUCCAAGAUCGCUGCUUCCUUUCGUGGCUGGUAAAGAUUCCAUCUGAACAGGAACAGUUGAGAGCACGUCAGAUUACAGCUCAGCAGAUUAACAAACUGGAAGAACUUUGGAAGGAAAAUCCAUCUGCAACCCUCGAGGACUUGGAAAAGCCUGGUGUUGAUGAAGAACCACAGCAUGUCCUGCUUAGAUAUGAAGAUGCUUAUCAGUACCAAAAUAUAUUUGGUCCUCUGGUCAAGCUUGAGGCAGACUAUGACAAGAAACUGAAGGAGUCUCAGACCCAAGAUAACAUCACAGUCAGAUGGGACCUGGGCUUGAACAAGAAAAGAAUUGCUUAUUUCACUUUGCCAAAGACUGAUUCAGAUAUGCGUCUUAUGCAAGGAGAUGAGAUCUGCUUGAGGUACAAAGGAGACCUGGCCCCUUUGUGGAAAGGAAUUGGUCAUGUUAUCAAAGUUCCAGAUAAUUAUGGUGAUGAGAUAGCCAUUGAGCUGAGGAGCAGCGUUGGAGCGCCAGUGGAAGUCACUCAUAACUUCCAAGUGGAUUUUGUGUGGAAGUCGACUUCAUUUGACAGAAUGCAGAGUGCUUUAAAAACAUUCGCUGUGGAUGAGACCUCGGUGUCUGGGUACAUCUAUCACAAACUCUUAGGUCAUGAGGUAGAAGAUGUAAUUAUUAAAUGCCAGUUGCCAAAGCGCUUUACAGCACAAGGACUUCCUGAUCUCAACCAUUCUCAGGUUUAUGCUGUGAAGACUGUCCUGCAGCGUCCUCUGAGCCUUAUUCAGGGUCCCCCUGGUACCGGAAAAACAGUGACAUCAGCCACCAUCGUGUAUCAUCUGGCGAGACAGGGCAACGGGCCUGUGUUAGUCUGUGCUCCGAGUAAUAUAGCUGUGGAUCAGCUGACUGAGAAGAUCCAUCAAACUGGCCUGAAGGUCGUUCGCCUGUGUGCUAAAAGUCGUGAGGCCAUUGACUCUCCUGUAUCCUUCUUGGCCUUGCACAACCAGAUCAGGAACAUGGAUAGCAUGCCAGAGCUUCAGAAACUGCAGCAGCUGAAAGAUGAAACUGGAGAACUGUCAUCUGCCGAUGAGAAACGUUACCGUGCGCUGAAACGAACGGCAGAGCGCGAGUUACUUAUGAACGCGGAUGUGAUCUGCUGCACGUGUGUGGGAGCCGGCGAUCCGAGACUUGCGAAGAUGCAGUUCCGCUCCAUUCUCAUUGAUGAAAGCACGCAGGCUACUGAACCGGAGUGCAUGGUGCCAGUUGUCCUGGGAGCAAAACAGCUUAUUCUUGUGGGCGACCACUGCCAGCUUGGUCCUGUCGUGAUGUGUAAGAAAGCUGCCAAGGCUGGCCUGUCGCAGUCUCUCUUCGAGAGGCUCGUGGUGCUGGGGAUUCGUCCGAUUCGCCUGCAAGUGCAGUACCGCAUGCACCCCGCCCUGAGUGCUUUUCCAUCCAAUAUCUUCUACGAGGGGUCACUCCAGAAUGGUGUUACUGCAGCCGACCGUGUGAAAAAAGGUUUUGAUUUCCAGUGGCCACAGCCAGAUAAGCCCAUGUUUUUCUAUGUUACACAAGGACAGGAAGAAAUUGCCAGCUCGGGCACCUCUUACUUAAACAGGACGGAAGCUGCCAAUGUGGAGAAGAUAACUACCAAGCUCUUGAAAGCUGGUGCCAAACCAGAUCAGAUUGGCAUUAUUACUCCUUACGAAGGUCAGCGAUCCUAUCUGGUGCAGUACAUGCAGUUCAGCGGUUCCUUGCAUACGAAGCUCUAUCAGGAAGUGGAAAUCGCAAGCGUGGAUGCCUUCCAGGGCCGAGAGAAGGACUUUAUUAUCCUUUCUUGUGUGAGGGCCAACGAACACCAGGGAAUAGGGUUCCUGAAUGACCCAAGGCGUCUUAAUGUAGCUCUUACAAGAGCAAGGUAUGGAGUCAUUAUUGUUGGGAACCCAAAAGCGCUGUCUAAACAACCACUUUGGAAUCAUCUGCUGAAUUACUACAAGGAGCAAAAGGUUCUGGUGGAGGGACCACUGAAUAACCUCCGGGAAAGCCUCAUGCAGUUCAGCAAGCCCCGGAAGCUUGUCAAUACCAUCAACCCGGGUGCCCGUUUCAUGACCACUGCCAUGUAUGAUGCACGUGAGGCCAUUAUUCCAGGAUCUGUCUAUGAUCGGAGCAGUCAAGGGCGCCCGUCCAACAUGUACUUCCAAACCCACGACCAGAUCGGGAUGAUCAGUGCUGGCCCCAGCCACGUCACCGCUAUGAACAUUCCCAUCCCGUUCAACCUCGUGAUGCCACCGAUGCCACCCCCGGGAUACUUUGGCCAGGCCAACGGACCAGCUGCAGGACGUGGGGCGCCGAAAGGAAAGACCGGUCGUGGCGGGCGCCAGAAAAAUCGUUUUGGGAUUCCUGGAACUAGUCAGUCAAACCUUCCCAAUAGUCAAGCGAGCCAAGAUGUGGUGUCCCAGCCGUUCUCGCAGGGUCCCCUGACUCAGGGGUAUAUCUCCAUGAGUCAGCCCUCACAGAUGAGUCAGCCUGGGCUCUCCCAACCCGAAUUAUCACAGGACAGUUACCUUGGUGAUGAGUUUAAAUCUCAGAUUGACGUGGCGCUGUCACAGGACUCUACUUACCAGGGUGAACGUGCAUAUCAACAUGGUGGAGUGACGGGACUGUCACAGUAUUAGAGUGUUGAGGAAGAAGAGCUAAGCUUGUGUGGAGCUUAGUUCAUCAGCAUUUUAUUCUGGGUAAUAAAAAAAAUAAAAUAAAAUGGAUACCUGUUUUCCACUGCUAAAACUGAAGCACCACUGUGUGAGAGCAACAGGAGAAAGAAACCAACCAACGGAGAGGAGAGAGAGAGAAAGGAGCGCGUGCGAGAGAGCCCACUGCUAGCUCACUGAGACAAGGAGACUGACCGGAGAGGAGAGAGAGCACUGAAGGACUGGCUGGCGCCUCACCGGGAAGGCAACUCACCCUGACAUGAGUGGUCAGCCGAGUCCCUGCUCCCCCAGUCCAGCAAGCUCGAGAGAAGGGCCUUAAGCAGGUUUCACUUCAUUCCAUACUUCUCUUUGCGAGCAGGGCAUUACUUUUCAGAGCAGACGGGGAGAGGAAAACCCUCAUCUCAGAGUUGGUCUCGUUCUAAAGGGGUACUAUAUUUUAGCAGUAACUGUUUACAUUUUAGAAGCAGAGUAUCUGAGAGAGAGAAAGAGAGAGAGAGUUCCUGACUAAGUGACAGCGAGCCAAGCAGAAAUCCAGCGGAACGUAGCUGAUGCUCAACUCUGAGAUGCAGGUUUUGUUGUCCAACACUGGCUCUGAAAUCCUAGUGUCAUCGUGUCGCCCACAUCCUGAAUGGGUCUUUUGUGACAAGGUGGUUUUAAAGAGAUUCUUUCAAAGGAGCACUGAAUUUUUAGAAGUUUGU